CGGCGAGCCCUUUUUUGACGGCGCAAAGAAAAGCUCUGCUUUUAUAUGAAAGAUGGCGAACGACUCUCCGGCUAAAAGUCUAGUAGACAUAGACUUGGCUUCAUUGCGGGAUCCAGCUGGGAUAUUUGAAUUGGUGGAGGUAGUUGGAAAUGGCACCUAUGGACAAGUAUACAAGGGACGACAUGUCAAGACUGGACAGCUGGCUGCCAUCAAGGUCAUGGACGUCACAGAGGAUGAAGAGGAGGAAAUUAAAUUGGAGAUUAAUAUGCUGAAGAAGUAUUCCCACCACAGAAACAUAGCUACCUACUAUGGUGCUUUCAUUAAAAAGAGCCCCCCGGGACACGAUGACCAGCUAUGGUUGGUGAUGGAGUUCUGUGGAGCUGGUUCUAUCACCGACUUGGUAAAGAACACCAAGGGGAACCAGCUGAAGGAAGACUGGAUCGCAUACAUCUCCAGAGAGAUCCUCAGAGGUCUGGCUCACUUGCAUGCUCACCACGUUAUCCACCGUGACAUCAAAGGCCAGAACGUCCUGUUGACUGAGAACGCUGAAGUCAAAUUAGUGGACUUUGGCGUGAGUGCCCAGCUGGAUCGGACAGUGGGGAGGAGAAACACCUUCAUCGGGACUCCCUAUUGGAUGGCCCCUGAGGUCAUCGCUUGUGAUGAGAACCCAGACGCUACAUAUGAUUACAGGAGUGAUCUGUGGUCCUGUGGUAUCACCGCUAUUGAAAUGGCUGAAGGAGCGCCACCACUUUGUGACAUGCACCCGAUGCGUGCACUAUUCCUUAUUCCAAGAAACCCUCCUCCUCGGCUCAAGUCUAAAAAAUGGUCCAAAAAGUUUUUCAGUUUCAUCGAGGGCUGUCUGGUGAAGAACUACACGCAGCGACCCCCAACAGAACAGCUGCUGAAGCACCCCUUCAUCCGAGACCAGCCCAACGAGAGGCAAGUCCGCAUCCAGCUCAAAGACCACAUCGACCGUACCAAGAAGAAGAGGGGAGAGAAGGAUGAGACAGAGUACGAGUACAGUGGCAGUGAGGAAGAGGAAGAAGAUCCUCCAGAGCAGGAGGGAGAACCCAGCUCCAUUGUCAACGUGCCAGGUGAGUCAACUCUGCGGCGUGACUUCAUCCGCCUGCAGCAGGAGAACAAGGAGCGUUCAGAGGCGCUCCGCCGCCAGCAGCUUCUCCAGGAGCAGCAGAUGCGAGAGCAGGAGGAGUACAAGCGCCAACUACUGGCCGAGAGGCAGAAACGCAUUGAGCAGCAGAAGGAGCAGAGGAGGCGGCUGGAAGAGCAACAGAGACGUGAACGAGAGAUGAGGAGGCAGCAGGAGCGUGAGCAGCGUCGCCGCGAGCAAGAGGAGAAGAGGCGCAUUGAAGAGAUGGAUCGCAGACGUAAAGAGGAGGAGGAACGCCGGCGGGCCGAGGAUGAGAAGAGAAGGAAUGAUCGUGAACAGGAGUACAUCAGACGUCAGCUGGAAGAGGAGCAGAGACACCUGGAGAUGCUGCAGGAGCAGCUGCUCCGUGAACAGGCCAUGCUGCUGGCAGAUGAACGGUACCGUAAGAACAUUCAGGGCUCCCCUCAGACCGCCCCUCCUCCCAAGCAGCCCCCUCUGCCUCCCCGCUCCUCUGAACCAUUCUCCAAUGGAGGCUCCUCUGAGGCCUCUGCCAUGCACCGACCCAUGGAGCCUCAGGUCCAGUGGUCCCACCUGGCCGCUCUUAAGAGCAGCAACAGCGCCGCCCCCUCUCCUCCUCCUCCUCCGCCCGUGGUCUCUCGCUCCCAGUCAUUCAGCGAGCCCUCCGGCGUGACCUCUAGCUUUGCACAACUCCACCUGCGUUCCCAGGACCCCCACCAUCACCACCACCAUCACCACCCAUCGCCCGCACGCACUGAACCCCAGCCCCAACCUCCCCUCCACCACCCUCAGGCCCAGCCUCGGGCCGAACACCAGGCCAGCAGCGAGGAGGUGCCGCCAAAGGUACCAGUGAGGACUACAUCCAGGUCUCCAGUACUGUCACGCCGAGAGUCCCCUCUGCCAUCACAGCCUGGCAACCAGGGCGGACAGAGGAAUGCUGGCAGUAACGUGGAGCAGCGCCCGCUGUGGGACCGCGUGGAGAAGCUGCAGCCUCGGCCAGGCAGCGGCAGCUCCUCCGGCUCUUCCAACUCCAGCUCCCAAGCCAGUUCUGGGGACCGCUUCAGGCCACGCUCUUCCUCCAAAUCUGAAGGAUCGCCUCUCCAGCGACCUGAAAACGUUCCCAAAAAACAAGAUGAAAAGAACCUCGCCAGGCCUACUCGACCAGCUGACCUGACAGCUCUGGCCAAGGAGCUUCGCGCAGUAGACGACGUGCGGCCUCACCACAAAGUGACCGACUACUCCUCCUCAAGCGAAGAUUCAGGCACCACCGACGAGGAUGACGACGAGGAGGUGGACCAGGAGGCGGGAGAAGAGUCCACCUCAGGAGCUGAGGACUCCAGGGCUGGGCGGCUGAGUAACGGAGAGACAGAGUCCGCUAAGACCAUGCUGGUUGAAGACUCAGAGAGCGACCAAGCCAUUACGCCCUCCAAGGAUGGCACGCUGGUCAUUAGACAGAGCACCGUUGACAUUAAGCGGUUGGUCAAUCUCUCUUCCCCGGCCGGCCCCGGUCAUGGCCACGGCCAGCCCCAACCCCCCACCAGCCACAGCAUCCAAGAGAAAAAUGGCUUUGCCGGCCGCAUACACCACCUACCAGACCUUAUCCAACAGAGCCACCACUCCCCUUCCUCUUCCACAACCAUCCCUUCUUCCUCCUCCUCCUCCUCUUCCUCCUUCCCCUCAUCAUCUAGCCAUGCCAGUCCUGCCAUGUCCCCACAGAACUCCCUGGACAAGCUCACUGCCAUAGAGACCCAGUCAGAAAGCAACUCUAUGUCCAAACACAAGUCUUCCUCUUCCUUCACUCCCUUCAUCGACCCACGCCUUCUCCAGAUCUCUCCAUCUAGUGGCAGCUCCCUCAACAACAUGGCAGGAUUUGGGCAGGAUGGACGGAUGGCAGACCCGCUGAGGGCUGAUCCAUCCCGUAAAGGCUCGGUGGUCAACGUCAACCCGGUCAACACACGCCCACCAAGCGACACGCCAGAGAUUCGCAAGUACAAGAAGAGGUUCAACUCUGAGAUCCUGUGUGCUGCACUCUGGGGAGUGAACCUGCUGGUGGGGACAGAGAGCGGUCUGAUGCUGCUGGACCGGAGUGGUCAGGGCAAGGUCUACCCCCUGAUCAACAGACGACGCAUCCAGCAGAUGGAUGUCUUGGAGGGACUCAAUGUCCUAGUCACCAUAUCAGGAAAGAAGAACAAGCUGCGGGUGUAUUACCUGUCGUGGCUCAGAAACAAGAUUUUGCACAAUGACCCUGAAGUGGAGAAGAAGCAGGGGUGGGUCAAUGUAGGUGACCUGGAGGGCUGCGUCCACUACAAAGUCGUGAAAUAUGAGAGGAUCAAGUUCUUGGUGCUGGCCUUGAAGAACGCUGUGGAGGUGUACGCCUGGGCACCUAAACCCUACCACAAAUUCAUGGCCUUUAAGUCUUUUGGUGACCUGGUGCACAGGCCUCUGCUGGUUGACCUGACUGUGGAGGAAGGUCAGAGGCUAAAGGUCAUCUAUGGAUCCUGCUCAGGCUUCCAUGCUGUGGAUGUGGACUCCGGUGCUGUCUACGACAUCUACCUGCCCACACAUAUCCAGACGAGCAUUCAGUGUCACGCCAUCAUCAUCUUACCCAACACUGACGGCAUCGAGCUGCUGGUGUGUUACGAAGACGAGGGUGUCUACGUCAACACCUACGGACGCAUCACCAAGGACGUGGUGCUGCAGUGGGGAGAAAUGCCAACUUCAGUGGCCUACAUUAGGUCAAACCAGAUCAUGGGCUGGGGUGAAAAGGCCAUAGAGAUCCGCUCAGUGGAGACGGGUCACCUGGACGGUGUCUUCAUGCACAAGAGAGCCCAGAGACUCAAGUUCCUCUGUGAGAGGAAUGACAAGGUCUUCUUCGCCUCUGUGCGCCAGGGAGGAGCCAGCCAGGUGUACUUCAUGACCCUGGGACGCACUUCCCUUAUGAGCUGGUAGUCGUCAUCCCGCCACAACUGGCCAACACGACAACCAUACUUAAGCAGUGACCAACAGAUGACGAUUGUGACUAUGACCAACAACUAUGAAGAAGAAGAAGAAGAGCCCUGAGAACAGCUUCCUAUCGCCUGCUCGGGCAAGCAAACAACAGAUUGGACUGUAAGCAUGAAAAGAAGAGUUAGGCGAGGGACAGGUGUGUGUUUUUUGGGGGCAGGGGGAGGUGCCGUUCUGUUUUGUGUGCAUUGUCACAAAUCAGUGUACUAGUUAACUAUAUUAAGACAACAGAAAAAAAAAAAACCCACGAGCCUCACAAGUUUUUUCUCACCCCGACCCCAUCGCCUGACCUUUUGAGCUGAUCCCCUCCCCCUUCCUCUUCCUCUGCGGGACGUGGGAUCUGUCGCCUGUUGAUGGUAAAUCUUUAUGUGUCAUAGUUAAAAAAACAAAACAAAAACAAACUUUGCAUCAUGUAUGUGUGUGAGUGGAGGGAAACACAAGAAACACUGAGCAUGUGAAUGACUGACCGAGUGUGUUUGUCUGAAGGGACGAUACGAGACUAAACACAGUCAUUGCUGUACUGAAGAAGGCGAUUACUGUAUGUGCCACACUUUGUUGCUGUGUUUAGUCCGGGUCCUGUUCAGGUAAAAUUAACUCUUAUUCCCACUACGGUAGAUUUACGUCAAGCACGUCAUUAAACACUAGUUCUAAUGUCACAGCCACACUUUUCCUCCCAUAAAUAAUGCUUGACUAGUAAAUCUGCAUCUUCACUUUUUUUGCCUUCUUCUCCUUUAAAGUGAAGAUUCUUUAAGGGACCUUCUUGAUAUAUCCAUUAAAUACAGGGUACUGGACAGCUUGUACAUACUAACUACAACCACAUGGGCUUCAGACUCUCCCAGACUCAGCUUUUACGACAUCUCCUCACAUAGGUUGAGGUUGGACAGCCCUGUUAACGACAGCAUGUUGGUGUUAUCAACAAAAUUAGCCCCUGUUUUUUCACACACUGUAUAUUUUGUAUGUGACUCGCUGCACAUAAAUAAAGCAUAAGAGAGCAGGAAGCACCCAUAAAGGGAGAUUACUCAGCUACUCCUCCUGUUAUUUAUCAGCAGCGCUUUCCAGAAGUUUGUGAUGAAGUGUUGCAUUUUGCCUCUCUGGUCAACCGUCUUUUUCUUAAUCCGUGAGUGGUUAUUUAAAAAAAAAGGAUUCUGUUGUUCUACUGGAAAUAUAGAAACACAUCAUCAAAACCAACACAUGGACCCAGAAAUGUGAGGUGCAUUACAGAUAGCUGUUUUUAUGUUUCUCUCUCUCUCUCUCCUCUUUCUUCAGGUGCAUUUUUCCUUUAAUGUCAGUCAUAAGUAGGGCUAGGAUAAACUGUGAAUUAGACAUGCAGAAUUAGCAGGUGGCCGUUAAGGUAGCAUGGAGGCCAGUGGGCAGAAGUGACAGUAAGGGAACGAAAGGCAGCAUGCAUAGAAGCUUUGAAAAUCACACUCCACAGGAAAGGAGGUAACCAGGAUCAGCUGAUGAUCCUCCUGCACAAUUUGAAGCCACAUUUCACACCUAUGAUCAUCCAACUGUGUAUUUUGAAGGAGACUUGAGCCUUAGAGGGGUCUCCAGCAGAAUACAAGUCCUUAAACUCCUCUGUAGGAGGAGUUACAAAGUGAAGAAGGUUGGAUUUUGUGUACUGUAGGAACACGUUAGU
Scomber japonicus (chub mackerel) is the source of this 5768-nucleotide messenger RNA. RefSeq names its product mitogen-activated protein kinase kinase kinase kinase 4-like. Gene Ontology annotation, molecular function: ATP binding; protein kinase activity. The coding region runs from base 53 to 4075 and encodes 1340 amino acids. The record is from RefSeq and is a predicted model, not a curated record. NCBI's taxonomy places the organism in Eukaryota, Metazoa, Chordata, Actinopteri, Scombriformes, Scombridae. The transcript has 31 exons. Gene Ontology annotation, biological process: protein phosphorylation.